This is a messenger RNA of Rhopalosiphum padi (bird cherry-oat aphid), 2805 nucleotides long. Its product is annotated as TRAF-type zinc finger domain-containing protein 1-like. The record is from RefSeq and is a predicted model, not a curated record. Bases 427 to 2118 code for a protein of 563 amino acids. Lineage: Eukaryota; Metazoa; Arthropoda; Insecta; Hemiptera; Aphididae. The transcript has 11 exons.
GUGUGAAUCUGUAAAACAUUUACAAUUAUAACCGGCAUCGCAAAUUACGAAGUCAUUUACACAGCCUAAAUGCCCAAUGUACCUAUUGGCUAUUAAUAGGAUCAUAAAAGAUAUUAAAAAAUAAAAAAAUAAAAAUAUAUAGACAUUCUAAAUUCUAAUAAUAUUUUCGUGUGUCUUGUGUGACUACUGACUACCUACUGUUCAACUGUUGUCAAUGAGCUAACCGUCUAUAGCAGCCUAACCUGUAUGCCGUACAGAAGUCGGUAAACAGUAAAGCGACUGAAUUACUGAAGUGUGAUUUGUAGAAAAAAUGCUUGUUUGUAUGUAAUGUGCACUUUAAAUAUUCAAUAUUUCAAUUACGAUCGAUUAAAUUAUCAUUGAUAACGGCGGAAUUGGCCGGUAAGACAGUACCAGGACGACUUCAAAAUGAACCCAAACGUAAACGAAGAAGAUACCAAAUAUUGUUUCAACUGCCGAAGAAAUAUUCCACUUGUUAACCAUGUAAUGCACACUGCAUACUGUCACCGUAACCUGAAGCUUUGCAUGAAAUGUGAUGAACCGUUCUUAACUUCAGAGUAUGAAGAGCAUCAAAAAACUAUGCACUCGAUUAUUUUAUGCAAUGCUUGUUCUGAAAAACUUGAAGCAAUGGAUUUAGAAUCACAUAAAUUAAAUGAUUGUUGUCACCGUAUGCAAACAUGUAAAUAUUGUGAGAUUGAUAUGGAAGCUUUCUCGUUACCUGCACAUAUAGAUAUGUGUAGUAGUCGUACAGAACGGUGUAAAAGUUGUGGACAAUUUAUAAUGCUGAAAUAUUUGGCUGUACAUCAGGAGUCCCACGAACGCAAAGAAUUACUUAAUAUUGCCAAACCAGUACUAGAUGACAGUCCAGGCAGUUUGGCUGCAUAUCCACCAUUAAUAAAAAAAGUGCCAAACAUUGCAGUAACUGCAAGACCAACAACAAGAACUACUAGCAUGCCCACAUUGAGACUACAUGAGCCAGCCAUGACUAAUCAUAGGGUUACGCCACCAGUCAAACGCAACAAUGAUCAACCUCAAAUUAAUACUCACAGCAAUAAUGAUAAUACACACAAAGAUCCAAAAAAAAAUAUGCCAAUAGUAGACACACCAAGUGAUCUAGAUGAUGACGAUGAUGAAUUUCCUAUACUUGGUGCUUAUUCAAUUCCUAAUAACCAUUCUGCAAAUAUCAAUAAUCAUUUAACAAAUGAAUACAACAAUUUUUCCGAUGCAUUUAAUAGUGUUAAACUACCAUGCGAGUUUUGUCUGGAAAUGAUUGACUCAGAAAAUCUUGUUUUGCAUGAAACUGGAUGUCGUCCUGAUUUGGCAACAUUUCAUAAUGUUUUGCAUACAAAUAAUAAAAAUACCAACGACGAGAAUGAUAUGUUUCCAACUCCACCUAAUGACUUGGAUACCUCCAGCAGCAGUGGCGACAGUGAGCUGAAUUUGAAUACAUUGAGUUUAAGUUCAGAAGAUGAAGAUGAUAGUGAAAAAAUCAAUGUUGAAAAAUUACCUUGUGAAUUUUGUGAAAAAUUAAUCUCUAUUAAGAAGUUUUUAAACCAUCAAUGGAGAUGUGAAAAAUUACAUUUGGAUUUACCUGUGAUAAAUAAUUUUGAUAAAGAUGUAUAUCCACAGCAACUUAUUAAUAUGAAUACAAAGUUCCCAAAAUCAGUAAACUUACUUGAAACUCAGCGUAAUUUAUUGAAACCAACAUCUGGUAAUGAUGCUCCAGAUAAUCUAUCUCAUAGAACAUUGACAUUGAGAAACUGUGAUGCUAAUGCUCAAUCUUCGGCAUCUUCAAUAUAUGACCCACAAAUGAGACAGAUGCUACCACGGGUUAAACUGAAUAGACAAAAUCCAAGUAGAUCAAACAUACCUAUGGAUAAUCGUUAUGCGAACAACUCUGCUCGGAACAAUUAUGUGCAGUUUAUAUCCAAUUCAAGAUUAAAUCAUUCAGAGCAGACUUCUGCAAUUCAUAAUUCCCCUGUAUACCUAAAUCCAUCUGGUGGUGCUAUACCAAAACAAAAAAAUACGAAGUCAUAUAAUAACAGAAGAGUUAUAAAUGACUUAUCUAAACGUAGAGAGUCUGAUUCAUCAAGUGACUGAAUGGUACUCAGAUUCCUUUAUUUUAAUUGCUGUUUAUAUUUUUAAGAAGACUAUAACUAGUGAAAUUUAUAUAAUCUUAAGUAUUAAAAGUUUUUUCUUAACUUGUUUUUAACAUAUCCUAAUAAUUUGCUUUUUAUAAAAAUAAAGGAAAUAAAUUAAAUAAUAAGGAAAAAUGAAAUGAUUUGCAUUUAUUAUAUUUAAAAUUAAAAUAUUAACUUUUCAUAUCAAUGAGUUAAUUUUUUUUCUAUUUGCUAUGUUAUAAAAUAUCAUAUUUGUAAUUUGUAUUAUUAUUUAUUAUAUGUAUGACAAAUGUGAUAACUUUUAAAUAAUAAAUUGGACAAAAUUACAAAAUUAUAUACUAGGAUGUUUCUACAAGGAUUGACCACAGUGCCACUAGGAAAAGAUACAGACAAUUUUUUAUAAUUUUAUUCCACAGUAACUUAACAAUUUGUAUGAUUAAAUACAUAAUUGAAACAUAGUGCAAUUGUAUCAUUUCGUUUUUUUAUACUUUAAAUUAAUACUAUAAAUUUGAUAAAUAUAAUAAGAAUCCUAUAGCUAAUACUUCGAAAUACAAAAUAUCGUUCUUGGUGCCAACGACCUUUGUAAAAUUGAGGUUCAUGAUAUAAAUAAAUUGAGUUGUAAAUGUUUGAUAUAAAUAAUAAACAUAUUAUACUUAAAUAUUACUAA